AUGGCGCCACCCCGUUACAUCGAGCUCCCCGAGGGCCUCAAGCCUGCCGGCGUCUCCGGCAGCGAGCUCCUCGCCUACGAACGAUCCAAGGCUUCGUUCGACUCCAAGGCCAUGGCCGAGUACAUCCAUGGCAAGGAGUUCCUCGAGCUCCAGGAGCGCAUCCUCAACAUCCUCACCAGCGAUCCCGUGUUUGACAAGACCUCCGACUACUACUAUGGCCGAGCAGACAAGUUCCGUCGUGCCAUGCUCAAGGACAAGCGUCUGGCUCAGCUCGCCGCCGAGCACGGUUGGGGCCAGUACGAGGCUAACGUCGCCGAGAAGCUCGCCGAUCUGCCCGGUCCCAUGGGUCUGCACAAGAGCAUGUUCUUGACUACCCUCUACAACCAGGGUUCCGACGAGCAGCGCAAAGUCUUCUACGAGCCUGCUUCCAAAUACGAGAUCAUCGGCUGCUACGCUCAGACCGAGCUCGGACACGGCUCCAACGUCCAGGGCAUCGAGACUACUGCUACUUGGAUCGCCGAGUCGCAGGAGUGGGAGAUUCACAGCCCUACGCUGACCGCCAGCAAGUGGUGGAUUGGUGGUCUCGGUAGGACCGCGGACCACGCUGUCGUCAUGGCCCAGCUCAUCAUCAACAACAAGUCGUACGGUCCUCAUCCCUUCGUCGUUGCCAUCCGCGAUGUCAAGACCCGAGAGAUGCUUCCCGGUCGCACCAUCGGCGACAUCGGACCCAAGGCCGGUUACAACACCACCGACAACGGUUUCAUGCUGUUCGAGCAUGUCCGUAUCCCUCACUUCAACCUCCUCGCUCGUUUCUCCAAGGUCGAGCCCGAGACGGGCAAGUACCUUCCUCCUCCCAACGCCAAGCUCGCCUACGGUACGCUCACCUGGGUGCGCGCCAACAUUGUGCGUGAUGCCUCGACGGUGCUGAUGCGCGCUGUCACUGUCGCCAUCCGAUACUGCGCGGUGCGAAGGCAGUUUGCCGACCGCGACGCACCCAAGUUUGGCCAGGACGGCAAGCCGCUCGAGACGCAGGUGUUGGACUACACCAUGGUCCAGAUCCGACUCUUCCCCAUCCUGGCACAGGCGUUCGCCUUCCACUACACGUCGCGCUUCAUGUUCGAUCUCUACGAGCAGAACCAGGCCAACAUCGAGUCGGGUGAUCUUUCGCUGCUCGCCGACACGCACGCAUCCUCUUCGGGCCUCAAGUCGCUCACCACGCUCUACGCCAGCGAUGCCAUCGAGGUGUGCCGCAAGGCGUGCGGUGGUCACGGCUACAGCAUGGCCUCGGGUCUUCCGGAUCAGUACGCCAACUACCUGCCCAACGCGACGUGGGAGGGUGAUUCGUACAUGCUUUCGCAGCAGUGCACGCGCUACCUGUUCAAGACGAUGCGUGCCAUCAAGGGCAAGGGCAAGGUGGACAAGAACAUCACUACGGACUACAUGAUCCGCUAUCUCGAGAACAAGGGUGAGACGGCCAACAUCCAGUUCUCGGGUGAUCUCUACGAUCCGUUGUUCUUCAUGCGUGCGUUUGGUCACCGAGCUGCGUACCUGACGGAGCAGACGCUCGCGCUUCGCGAUGAUGCCAAGCGAUCGUGGAACUCGCUGCUGGUCGAACUGUACCGUUGCUCCAAGGCGCACUCGCAGUACCUCCUCGUUCGCAACUUCGGUAUGGCUAUCCUCAAGGAUGACAAGCUCAACUCGCAGCCUGCGCUGCGACAGAUCGUGCAGCGCAUCUUCCUGCUGUGGGCAUGCCACACGAUGGAAGAGGAGUCGGCCGAUUUCCUCGCUUCGGGUUACAUCACGGGCAAGCAGUUCCACCUGCUCGGCAGCAAGGUGCAGGAGAUCAUGGCCGAAUUGCGACCCAACGCCGUGGCGCUCGUCGACUCGUUCGCCGUGCCCGAUUACCUGUUGAACUCGGCUCUGGGUCGCUCGGAUGGCAAGGUUUACGAGGCCCUGUUCGACUUUGCCCUGCGCGAACCCCUCAACUCGGCCAAAUGGAACGUCGACAUUCACGACAUGGAGACCACCGACUUUGAUUCGGACCUCCCCCGCGCUAAGCUCUAG
Molecule: messenger RNA, 2064 nt
Organism: Kalmanozyma brasiliensis GHG001
Lineage: Eukaryota; Fungi; Basidiomycota; Ustilaginomycetes; Ustilaginales
Product: Acyl-CoA oxidase, C-terminal
Exons: 1
Coding region: 1-2064 (687 amino acids)
Biological process (GO): fatty acid beta-oxidation using acyl-CoA oxidase; lipid homeostasis
Cellular component (GO): peroxisome
Molecular function (GO): FAD binding; acyl-CoA oxidase activity; fatty acid binding
Source: RefSeq, a predicted model, not a curated record